AAAGGAGAGGGAGCGUGCGGUCACGACAGACAAAGAAACCACGUCUUCUUCUUCGUAGGUUGCGUCGGUUGGUGUCUCAAAUUCUGCUAUUUCUUCUUCCCCUUUCAAUCGAGACUCUUCAGUUGCUUCUUUGUUUGUUCUUCUUGGGUGAGAUUGAGUGGUGUGAUGAGGACGCUGUGCCCUAAUCUGGACCGGGAAGAUGGGCUAGAGACGGUUCUAGAAGUCCCAAUCCCGGAGGAGAUGUUCCCGGCGAGCAAGAACAAGUCAUGGCAGGCGAUGAAGUGUUGGAUGAGACCCCAGACUGAGAAUUCCGGUCCCGGCGGCCGGAGCGCCGAGAUUCAGCUCUUGCUCAGCGUCGUCGGAGCUCCUCUCGUCCCCAUUCCGAUCCCCUCCCACCAGGCCUGCACCCCCGCCGGGAAAAUCAACGAUCAUCCCAUUGAGGCGUCGAUGGCGAAGUACAUAGUGCACCAGUACAUAGCGGCGGCGGGAGGGGAGACUGCGAUGAAUGCCAUUGACAGUAUGUACGCAAUGGGGAAGGUGAAGAUGGCGGCGUCGGAGUUUAUAUCCGGCGAUGGAUUGGGCCCCAACGUGGACGGCGGCAGGGUGAUGAAGAUCAAGAGCGUGAGAAAUGGGGCGGGUGAAGUUGGAGGGUUUGUUCUGUGGCAGAGGAGACCUGGGCUAUGGAGUUUGGAGCUUGUGGUUUCAGGCUGUAAAAUCAGCGCAGGCUGCAACGGCAAGCUGGCUUGGCGGCAAACUCCAUGGCAGAACUCCAACGCCUCCCGCGGCCCGCCUAGACCUCUUCGCCGCUCCUUGCAGGGUCUUGAUCCAAGAUCAACAGCAAACCUGUUCUCAAACUCAAUCUGCACCGGCGAGAAGACGGUGAACGAGGAAGACUGCUUCGUGUUAAAGGUGGAAGCAGAAGGCCCAAGCCUGAAAGCAAGAAGCAGCAGCAACGUGGAGAUAAUCCGGCACACGCUGUGGGGAUAUUUCAGCCAGAGAACAGGGCUGUUGGUCCAGCUGGAAGACUCUCAUCUUCUGAAGAUCAAAUCCCCCGCCGGAAACAUCUUCUGGGAGACGACGAUGGAGUCGGCGAUCCAAGAUUACCGCACCAUCAACGGCGUCAACAUCGCCCACGCCGGCAGGACCGCCGUGUCGCUGUCCAGGUUCGGGGAAAACGAGGACGAGGCCGAGGCGGCGGAGGGGAAGACGAGGACGAGGAUGGAGGAGGUGUGGAGCAUCGAAGAAGUGGAUUUCAAUAUCAAGGGCUUGUCCAUGGACUGUUUCUUGCCUCCCAGUGACUUAAACAAGGAAGAUGAAACUCCGGCGGCCAAGAUGGGGAACCGGCUUCUUCCGGCCACGAAACUCCGCCCGAUUACUGCUAAAUUGAGCUCCGGAAAAGGGGUCAAGAUCGUUGCCAUUGAUGAAGAAGAUCAAUAAUAAUAGCUAGCAAAUUUAACAGCUUUAUAAGAUGAUCUUGAAUUUAUUAUCUCAUCUGCUCAUUUUUGUACAUACAGACCGUAGAGACAUUUCACAUAUAUAU
This is a messenger RNA of Ipomoea nil (Japanese morning glory), 1540 nucleotides long. RefSeq lists its product as uncharacterized. Bases 166 to 1437 code for a protein of 423 amino acids. NCBI's taxonomy places the organism in Eukaryota, Viridiplantae, Streptophyta, Magnoliopsida, Solanales, Convolvulaceae. The transcript has 3 exons. The record is from RefSeq and is a predicted model, not a curated record.